AUGGCAAGCUUUCUAAGGACUCUCACUGCAGCCCGACGCGUCCUCAAUGCCACGGCGGUGAUUAAUAGUAGCUCGGUUUCACCGCUUCGCUCCUCCCCAAUCCGUGCCGGCUCUGCUUCCCUGUACACUUCAAUGAGCAACGGUGAUUCUGGAACGAUUCCUAUCGAUCUAUCCGAUGAAGAGAGCAAACGGCGUUUGUUUAACAGGUUGCUGUACAGGAGCAAGCAGAGAGGAUACCUGGAAUUGGAUUUGGUACUUGGGAGAUGGGUAGAGGAGCACAUUCAUUCCAUGGACGAAAACGGGAUCAAAGCGCUUGUGAACGUCCUUGAUCUGGUGGUUGAUAUGGAUUUUUACGCUGACCUGUGGUGACCCUUGGAAGAUCUUGCAUGUGGUUUAGGAAUUACUUGACGUUCUACAUAAGAGUUGUCAACUGCUUCUCCUGAAGAAUGCAAGUGAAAGCAGAAAUUAAUAUCUUCCUAGACUAGCUGUGUAAGAGCUCUGGAGUCGUAGGAUUUGCUCCUACAAAUGUUUACCCUUUGGUUUGUGGGUUUUCGGGAAAAUCCUGAUUUGUGGAAGUGGUUAACUGGGCAGGAGCAACCCCCAGAUGCAGUGUGCCAAAACCCGGUGUUCUGUGAGCUGCGUGAUAAGAUCGUGAACAACCUCAACAGCCACGCGACUCCUGAAACAAGGGCACUUCUUGGGCAGCCAUGGGUACGAGGAUGGGAUGACAUUAAGAAGAAUCCUGGUGCUCCUAUUGUGGGGAACCAGUAGCUCUUUUGUGUCUGAUAACUCUCAGUUUGCGGCAUAAAGCCUCUUAAUACGGUAAUAAAGGUCACUGCCGGAAAAUUGCAUUGGCCGGCGAGUA
Linum tenue is the source of this 865-nucleotide messenger RNA. Lineage: Eukaryota; Viridiplantae; Streptophyta; Magnoliopsida; Malpighiales; Linaceae. The record is from the annotation of a GenBank genome assembly.